Talaromyces amestolkiae is the source of this 2655-nucleotide messenger RNA. RefSeq lists its product as uncharacterized. The transcript has 7 exons. The record is from RefSeq and is a predicted model, not a curated record. Gene Ontology annotation, molecular function: oxidoreductase activity. The coding region runs from base 1 to 2655 and encodes 884 amino acids. Lineage: Eukaryota; Fungi; Ascomycota; Eurotiomycetes; Eurotiales; Trichocomaceae.
AUGGAGUGCAAAGCUAAUCAGUUGGCUCAGCUAGCAAGCUGGUUACAGUACGCGAGUGUUCAGCGACACAAGUCGACUCUGCAUCCAGCUGCUGUCGGUCGAAAACUUCCACUAUCUGCACGCAAAUAUCAACUAGCUCUCAUGGGGAAGACUCCGCAUGUAGGAAUUAUCGGAGCCGGUGUAUCUGGGCUAAGAUGCGCUGAUAUUCUCGCCCAAAAUGGCGCCAAAGUUACCAUCUUAGAAGCGAGGAAUCGUAUUGGCGGAAGGAUAACGCAGGUUGAAGUUGGUGGAAAUCUGGUGGAUUUAGGCGCAAACUGGAUCCACGGAACAGAAGGCAAUCCAAUCGAUCAGAUCAGUAGGAUAUCAGAUACGACCACCUGUGAAUGGGACGGGCGUGAGACGAUAUAUGAUACCAAUGGAAAGUUGCUCGAUGAAGCUACCACCAUGAAGUUGGCUGAGUGGAUGUGGACUACCGUUGAUGAAGGUUUCGUGUUCAGCACCAAGAAUAAGGACUCGAUACCUGCCAGUAUGAGUUUGUACGACUACUGCUGUAAGCAGCUCGAGAAGACCGAUUUUACUGAGGCGGAAAAAGCCGCCUGCAAAGAAUUCUCCAAAUUUUGGGGUGCCUAUGUCGGCGAACCUGUUGAACGACAGAGCAUGAAAUUCUUCUGCUUAGAAGAAUGCAUUGAAGGGACGAAUUUGUUCGUGGCAUCUACGUACAAAAACAUCCUCGACCAUAUCUCGAAAUUAGCAUUAAAACAUGCGGAUCUUCACUUGAAUUCACCUGUUGUUCAAAUAGAAGCAGCCAACAGAGAGGUUACCAGUGACCGUCACAUCACCGUCGUAACGGAAGCUGGGAAAAAGUAUCAGUUCGACGAUGUUAUCGUCACUUGUCCCCUGGGCUGGCUGAAGAAGAACAAGUCUGUUUUCAGUCCGUCGUUACCAUUACGCUUAACUUCUGCAAUCGACAACAUAUCAUACGGUCGACUCGAGAAGAUUUACGUUACUUUCCCACGUGCCUUUUGGCAUAUACCUACCGAGCGCAAGUCGGCAAGCGGCACCGGAAUCACAGUUACCAAUGGCCCCGACUUUGUGCCCGAUAGUGAUAGCGACAAGUAUCCACCAGCCUUCACACAGUGGCUGGAACCGACGUAUGUCAAAGCCCCUUCAGAGGAAGGAAGCUGGAACAUGCAGUGUGUCUCAUUGGCAGCACUUCCGCCAAAUUGUGCGCAUCCAACACUCCUAUUCUAUAUCUACGGGCCCACAUCCGCCUGGGUUGUCAAUAGCAUCAAAGACAUGGAUGAAUCAUCACUCGAGUAUUACGAAUUUCUCGAUCACUUUGUCCGGCCAUUUUAUUCUUCUCUUCCCGGAUAUUCCGCCUCGUCCGAGUCAUGUACGCCCACUGCUUUUCAAGCGUCUAAAUGGAUAUCCGAUGACUACGCCGGCAAUGGUUCCUAUGCAAAUUUCCAGGUUGGGCUGGAAGCUGGCGACAAAGACAUUGAAGCGAUGCGACUUGGCAUGGGUCCUGAUCGUGGGGUGUGGUUUGCUGGAGAGCAUACUGCACCAUUUGUCGGAUUGGGCACGACGACUGGUGCUUAUUGGAGUGGUGAACGCGCCGCUGGGCAAAUAUGCGACCUUUACAGUCUAGGUCAAUUGGGCCUCGGAGUCAGAAAAGACGAUUCAUUGCCUACAGGAACUCCGGGGGUGAUGACUGGUAAUACCAUGUUCCAUAAGGGGAACACAACGGCACUCCGGGCUCCUGUAGUUUUGGCAACAGUACAAGUAUCGUGUUCAGAUACUUCAGUGCAAUUCUUUGAGAACCCCAGUUUUGAAGACGGAACGGCCGAAGACUGGACCUUUACGAACGCCUAUCCGUCAUACAGCGUCGUCGAGGCGGGCACUUCCGCUGCGAAGAUCGCAGCAGAUGAGGACGGACAGUGGUACCUCCAGACUAAAGGCUACAACCAUGCAUUUGACCUUUCUCAAACGAUCACGGGACUCGAAAUUGGUAGUACUUAUACUGGUUCAUACUACAUCAACGUUCAGCUGGGCGGGUCCCUGGGGGGUUGCUGGAAUUAUGCCUAUCUUGACUCGAACGCCGCUACCAACCAGAUCUAUUACGAGCCCUACCAGCGUCUGCACAACUUCAUUCUCAACUGCCCCUACUCCGACGCCAAUACAAACACCUCGCCCUUCAUCGCAUGCUGUGGUCUCUUUGCCAUCUUCUUCGGCCGUUAUCUCGGCAGCUUCGUCGGCUGUUGUCGUAUCUCCCUCCUCGUCGGCUGCUGUUCGUCCUUCUUCCCAUCGUCCCACACGCCCUUGCACACGCAAGACUCUCAGUUCCUCUGGUGCCGUGCGUCCUUCAUCGUCAGCUCAGGUCUCCAUUCCCACGUCGCGUGCUACUCGUCCUUGCACACGCAAGACUCUCAGUCCCUCUGGCACAGUGCGUCCUUCAUCGUCAGCUCAGAUCUCCAGUUCUUCGUCGCGUGCUACUCGUCCUUGCACACGCCGCCCUCAUCGCUCAACCUCAACUCCUGUUUUACCAACUACAUCAUUGCUGACCACUGCUCAAUCUUCGGGAGUGUCUGGCACUCCUUCAAACUUAAUCUCUACCAUUUUCACCGGUUCUUCCAGCACCACAUCUGUACCCGGUAA